UGAAUGUUAGCAUCCGCGAGGAAACACAAACCACACCAGUGUUAUUUGACAUGGGCUCCUAACAUUCCAACGUCGUAAUGCGCAUGCGUCACUGUCAGGGCGAAAUGGCAUGCGCUCAUAGACAAACAUGAUUUGUACCCUGUUGUUUUAUGUGCUCUACCGGUUGACGUGGUAUCUGAUCAGUCGACGCCCAGAGGCCUCAAAGAACAGUCCCCCUCCUGCAAUGGUUAAUGGUGCUGCAGAGUGGAAUGGUGGUGCUUUCUCAACCAAGAGGUUCACCCCGUCUCAGACGACCCUGCUAGGCCAGUAGUUUAGCCCCAACAGUGCGACAAAAGCAGAAAUGAAAGGCUCAAGCUCAGAAAAAAACGAUGAUGCUUGACAUGCUUGAUUGAAUGCUCGACAUGGACCAAAAUAACUCAUGACUGCCCUGCAUAAAAAAACUACAACUGAGGCUGCUUUAAAGAUAUGUGAGGGGCAGUCUGCAGUGAAAGAGAAUGAAGCAGAGAUGAGAAACAGACAGCAACAAGACAACCUGGACAUUCCCAAGCAAGACAAAGGUGGAAUGACUGUCCACCCUGAGGGGCCACAUAAAAAGCCAAACAGAGAGGAUGGAGGUAUUUUUCCAAUUGAGGAGCUCAGUCUAGAGCAAACAGUUGGGGCACGGUUAAAGUGUCUGCAAACGGAGGACAGCAUACAAGAUACAACCUGUCAAGUACAAGAACAUUUACAGGUGUUCACCCUGGAAGGGUCAGUAUUGCCAACUGAGAACAGCGUGCAAGAUGCCACCUGUCCAGUAGGGGAACAAAUACAGAAGCAAAGGCUGGAAGAGUCAGUCAUGCCAGAUGAAAUUGUAGCGCAAAUAAUUGAGUGCUGGGAUGAAUAUGCAGCUUCCACAGCUGAUGGCAGUGAGGGAAGCAGUUCUCACCUGGUAUUUGAUCUCAGCGAACAACACAAUACACAAACUGGCUGGCACUUUCCUGCAGGACCUGGCCUGGCAGAAGAGGUGCACUGCCCACUGCGGCAGUUUCCUGCUUUGAGCUCUUACCCUCCAUUAGAACAGCCAUUUGAGGUCGUGUGGAGAGUAUGGCGGAAGGUAGAAGAGAGUAUUACCGCAGCAGAGCCCACCUUACUACCCUUCCCAUUUACAAAGUCCUCGAUGGACUUCACUGCCAUGUCCUACAACAUCAUGGCUCAGGACCUGCUGGAGGCCAACAGGGAGCUGUACACACACUGCCCCCUGGAGGUGCUGGACUGGAGCUACCGCUGCACCCUGCUCCUAGAGGAAAUAGAGAAAUGGGCACCAGAUAUUUUGUGUCUCCAAGAAGUUCAGGAGAACCACUACCAUGAACAGCUGCAUCCUGCCCUGUCUCAGAUGGGCUACACUUGUGUGUACAAGCGACGUACGGGGACCAAAACAGAUGGCUGUGCUAUAUGCUAUCGUAACAGUUGCUUCUCUGUGAUGUCACUGUCCCAGCUGGAGUUCUACAGACCCGAGACAGAGGUGCUGGACCGGCACAACGUGGGGAUUGUUUUGCUGCUACGACCAGUAGUCAGCCAGGAGGCCAAGAUCCAGUUACAGGGCUCACCCCUGUGCGUGGCCAACACCCAUCUGCUCUUCAACCCCAGGAGGGGUGACGUGAAGCUGGCUCAAUUAGCCAUAAUGCUGGCAGAGAUAGACAGCAUGGUCAGAUUCUGUAAGGCCAAAGGUGAACAGUGUAAUGUUAUUUUGUGUGGGGACUUUAACUCUGUACCACACAUGCCUCUGUACCAGCUCAUCACCACUGGUGAGCUCUACUACCAGGGUCUACCAGCAUGGAUGAUAUCAGGUCAAGAGGAUCUGUCAUACAAAACCCAUUGUUCCAGACUGUUUGCGCCCCUGUGGCCCAGCUCUCUGGGCAUCACUGACAACUGCCAGUACACUACUGCCAAGGACAAGUUUCAAAAGCAGAAUGCAGAAACAGGGAAGUGUCAGUACAGCCACGACUUCAUGCUGCAGCUGCACUGUUGUCCAGCUGCAUGCGUUCGUCCUCAGAACCUGGUGCUGAUCCCGGGAGUGACUGAUAAUACGCCGGAUGCUUCAAGAAGAAAUCAACCUUAUGAUAAAAGGUUCAGACACACUAUCAGUCAUCAGUUAGACCUGGAGUCGGUCUAUAAACACAUCCUUCCAGGCUCUGGCCCUUCAGAAGUCACAACUCUGAACUCUGAAGUGGGAGCCACCGUCGACUACAUGUUCUACUCCCCAAGACGCUUCUUAACCUCUGAUCACCAAGCUGGUGGCAACAUCAUGAGUGGAGGUCUGAAGCUGACUGGUUGUCUGUCCCUUCUAUCAGAGGAUGUCUUAUGGUCAAUGAAUGGCCUUCCCAAUCACAUAUUCCCCUCUGACCAUCUUAGUCUUGUGGCCAAAUUCCAGCUGGACUUGAGUAUUUCAUGCUAGGAAACACUGGCUGAACUCAGUAAGAGGACAAGCAUAUUUCUCUUUGGGUCUUGCUCUGAAAACAUGGUGUUUUGUUUUUGUUAGUAUGAAUACCAUCACUUGUGGUUCACUCCUGGCAACGGGAUCAUGGUUUUCUAAUUGAAUAGAAGUUAAUAUUUUUUGUUCAAAUGAGCCAGGAAACAUAACGGAUGCCAAUAUUUUCUCUCUUUCCACAAGAUUUUCACCAGAUAAAUGAUUCAGAAUUAAGACUGAGAUGUAACAAAUCUUCUUGAUGAUGCUUCAGUAGUUCAUUUAAAAGCUGUGACUUCUUUCAUUCCUAUGGGUGUUAUAAUACACUGACCCAUUCAUUUGGCUGUUGAUGACUGCUGUAUUGUUUUGAAAUUUUGUUUAAAAUGAGAAGUAGAUUUUUCUGAGUGUGAGGCAGUUAUAGGUUUUUCAGAUGAUAAAACCGAUUUUUCAUUAA
Monopterus albus (swamp eel) is the source of this 2897-nucleotide messenger RNA. It is a transcript of the gene angel1, whose product is annotated as angel homolog 1 (Drosophila). The transcript has 10 exons. Lineage: Eukaryota; Metazoa; Chordata; Actinopteri; Synbranchiformes; Synbranchidae. The coding region runs from base 419 to 2434 and encodes 671 amino acids. Gene Ontology annotation, molecular function: 3'-5'-RNA exonuclease activity. The record is from RefSeq and is a predicted model, not a curated record.